This is a messenger RNA of Penicillium cosmopolitanum, 900 nucleotides long. RefSeq lists its product as uncharacterized. NCBI's taxonomy places the organism in Eukaryota, Fungi, Ascomycota, Eurotiomycetes, Eurotiales, Aspergillaceae. The record is from RefSeq and is a predicted model, not a curated record. The transcript is spliced from 2 exons. The coding region runs from base 1 to 900 and encodes 299 amino acids.
AUGAUAUUCAAACAAGCCCUCCUCUCCCUCUCUUUGGCAAUUUCCACAGCAACAGCCUACCACCUCGCCGUCGUCGACCAAAACACCAAAACAGUCCGAGUCUUCCCUCGCGACGCAGCAACAUGGAACAAAGACGCAAUCUACUGGUCCUUCACAGCAGAUCCGGACGUGGGCUGGUUCGAACACGACGACUGGGCCGAUCUAGAUGACGUGAAGAUCCGCAAGACCGCCGAUCUAGCCGGGCACGAAAGUGCCGACCUGGACGAUGUUGUCUGGGAAGCGACGCCGGGCGACAAUCCGCACUCCCUGGAGCGAAUACCGCACCUGGGUGCAUUUGUGGCGUCUAGCUCUGACCCGGGUAAAUUGACCCUAUACGUGCCGACUGAUGCGUCGGAUGUGAAUAAUCUGAGCAAGAUCAAGAAGAGUCAUGAAUAUAAGCUCGACAUGGCGCAUGGAGUUUUGUGGCACAGCGGUAAGCUCUGGGCGACGGGGAAGGACUAUCUUUAUAAGUUUGAUGUUGUGGGGAAGGGGAAGGAUAUCAAGUUGGUGCUGGAUGGGGAGGGGAUCCCCUUGAAGAAGAUUCCCGGUCAUAAGAAGAAUGGCCAUGAUUUAUCGGCUAGUUAUAAGGAUCCCAAUGUUUUGUUGGUAACGCAUACUGGUGGGGCGUUUGCUUAUAACAUCAAGACUGGGGUGUUCGAGACUCUCAUGGCGGUUACUAAAAUCAAGUCUCUUGUGCAGCAUUCUUCGGGUGAAUAUGCCUGGGUGAGAGGGGAGAAGAAUGAGCUGGGUCAAUAUGUGUCUUUCAGUGAUGAGAAGGACCCGAAGACUGUGACUGAUAGGAGGGGAUGGGGCGAUGCGGAGUUCUACAAGGCGAAGAUCUUCGAUCCUGACUAUGAGUGA